This is a messenger RNA of Epinephelus moara (kelp grouper), 1143 nucleotides long. RefSeq names its product natterin-3-like. The record is from RefSeq and is a predicted model, not a curated record. Bases 1 to 1143 code for a protein of 380 amino acids. The transcript has 2 exons. Lineage: Eukaryota; Metazoa; Chordata; Actinopteri; Perciformes; Serranidae.
AUGACAAGAGCUCAUGGCAUCGACCUGGCCUCCAAAUUUGAUCAAGCAUCUGUGGGACAUACUGUCUCCUUCAAGAACUCACGUCUGAAUGGCAGUGCUGAAAUCAGCAUUAAGAGACCUCUUCUGACUGUUGCUACGUCAAGGCAGACAAAGCAGGCUCAGUCACCCUCCUUUGGAUCUGACUAUGGCUCUACCCUGGAGUGGGUGACCUGGAACAACUCUCUCCCAAAUAAUUCAGUUUCAAUUUACAAUGAUUACACUGAUCGCAUCGAUUAUGUCUGUAAAUACAAGUGUGAGGCUGGCUUUUAUACCCCCAGCAAGGGUCCUUAUUGCCACUAUGCCAACACAAAAAAAGCACUUUCUGGUUUCCCGUUUGAGAUCCUGGUGAACAAAAACAUGUUUGAGGUCCUGGAGUGGAAGACGGAUUCAUACGGUUCAGUGCCCCAGAGUGCAGUCAGAACAUGCCCUGGGGAGGACAUAUAUGUAGGGAUGAACGAAUAUGGACUUGGCAAGGUUGAUACUAAACAUAAAGUUUUCUAUCUUCCCUGGAAGGAUGAUGAAUAUUGGUACCACGACUACCAGGUCCUGACCACUGAUGAGAAUAUAAUCAGCCAGCUGAUUUAUGAUGUCAGGUACAGCACUGAUGAGCUGGAAAUCUUCCACUAUCCUCCAGAGAUCAUGCAGAAAUCAGCCAUCAGCAACUACGAAUGCCACUCAGUGCUGAAAACAGAUACCCUCUCAAAGACAUACGAGACGAAGCACAGGUGGGACUUUACCUUUUCUAUCCAAGUUGGUGUGACAGUGACCUUUGAUGUCAGCAUCCCCUUCAUCGCCUCUGAAGGUAUUCAGUUCAGCUCCGCGGUUACGUUUCAGUACUCCAGGGGAAACACAGUGGUCAAUACCAUCACUGAUACUGUUUCUGUGGAGAUCACAGCCCCGCCAAACCACUCCUGCAUGGUUAACAUGGUGCAGUACAAGUACAGAGUUCAAAUCCCGUUCACGGCACAACUCAGACGCACAUACGCUAACGGGGAGAUCCGCACAAUAUUCAUCACUGGGCUGUAUGACGGCGUUCAGACUGGAGAAGUCCGGACCGCGGUGGACCGAUGUGAACCUCUAGAAAACCCCAAGCCUUGCUCAUGA